ACAGGCAAACUUACAGAGAGUUGGCCACGUUCUACAGGCCAUCCGGCUGGCCAGCAGGGCCAAGAACAAAAGUCAGUAGCUGACCAGAGCCCAGGAGCCUUCCUACUACCGGGUCUCUGCUUUUCUGAGAAAGUGAAAGCCUCGAGCUCCAAGCUCCGUGAGAUGGAUGCCAUUUAAGGGACGCCACCUGGAGCUCUGCAUCUGCACCUGGGCUGUGUGGAGGGGGCCAUAAAUGGGCAAGAUGGCAGCCUCCCAUCUCUGGAAGCAGGAGGGAGCCGCUCCCACUUUGAAACCUGUCCGGUCUCUCACCCAAGCAGGUGUGGCUCCUGUCUGCCAUCGGCCAUGGAUUGGUCGUGGCUGCUCCUGUUAGGGCUGUGGACAGUCGCACCACCCACCUGGGCUGGGGAUGAGCUGCUCAAUGUCUGCAUGAACACCAAACACCACAAGCGAGAGCCUGGCCCAGAAGACCAGCUCUACAAAGAGUGCAACCCCUGGCGAGGCAAUGCGUGCUGCAGGGCAGACACCAGCCUGAACACCCACCUGGACCUGCCCUUGCUCUACAACUUCAGCUUGCACCACUGUGGGGUGAUGCUGCCAGACUGCGAGAAGCACUUCCUCCAGGCCAUCUGCUUAUACCAGUGCUCCCCAAACCUGGGGCCUUGGAUCCAGAAGCUGGACUCGGGCGGGCCAGGCGAGCGAAUUCUGGAGGUGCCCCUGUGCCGGGAGGACUAUGAGCAGUGGUGGGAAGACUGCCGCACGUCUUACACUUGCAAAGCCGACUGGCAUGGCUGGGACCGGACUGAGGGCAAGAACCUCUGCCCUGCACAGGCCUUCUGCCACCCUUUCCCCCAUUACUUCCCCACCCCGGUUGACCUGUGUGAGAAUAUUUGGAGUCACUUCUUCAAGGCGAGCCCUGAGCACCGGAACAGCGGGCAGUGCCUGCAGAAGUGGUUUGAGCCUGCUCAGGGCAACCCCAAUGUGGCCGUGGCCCGCCUCUUUGCCAGCACAGCCCCGUCCCGGGACCACCCUUGCAAGCUCCUGGCCUUCUCUCUGCUCCCGGCGUUCCUAUCCCCAGAGCCCCUUCUUCUCCCACCCACAUUCCUCCUCUCUUGGGUCCUUCCUGUAAAUAGAGCAGCACAGGCUGGGGGCCGGAGACACUGAGGCUUCAGAAGCGGGUGCCCGAGCACCGAACAUUCAGUUCUAGCCGCCCCCGCCCCCCACCAUCCCACUCUGCUCUGUUCUGUCUUCCGCUGCCUGGAAAGCAGCAGAGGCCGGAAGCGCCUACGUGGCCUUCUCCCUUUGCCUUGACGGGGCCUCUGCGGACUCCAGUGUGGGGCUCCAGGCCCUUCUCGUCCAGGGUGUGCCCACCUCCUUCCAGGACAGAGCUGGCCGUCACCACCCUGGCCUCCUGUCCCACCAUGGGGCCUCCAAUAAAACUGUACUUGACCUUCCCCCUCCGCGUGACCCACUCUGUCCUAGCCCUACCGUCGGGGAGCCAGUCCGCCUGCUGCACUGACGUCUCAGAGUUGGCUGCAACCUAACUCCUAACAAUUAGCUUCUUCACGUGUGCCAGGUCCUCUCCUUCCCUCCUCAGAACGCCUCCUGGGGGGAAGACUUUCCACACCCCCUCCCCCCAGCCCCCGUAAGCCCUGUGCCAUACAGAAGACGCAAAGGUAGGGUAAGGACCACCCAGACCACUGGUUUUAUCUUGGAUACAAGAUUAAGUCCCCUCCAAUGCUUGAGGCAUUUUUCUUUUUCUUCUUCUUCUUCUUCUUCCUUUUCUUUUUUUCCCAGAUUUUAUUUAUUUGAGAGGUCAAGCGGUGAGAGAGCACUUGAUUGGAGGGGUGGGGGGGGAGAAGCAAACUUCCUGCGGCUGAGCAGGGACCCUGACAGGGGGCUGGAUCCUAGGACUCUGGGAUCCUAACCAAAGCCGAGGGUGGACGCUUAACUGAGGGAGCCUCCCAGCUGCCCAUUUCCUACUCUUUUAACCCCAGAUUCACAACACACAGCUCAGGAAUUCUGGAAGCCAGGGCUCUAUUCCAGUUUUACUGCUUUCUAUAGGACUUUUGGCAAGUCCAUUGGCCUUCAGUUAAGACUAUGGCUCCCCACCCCCACCGAGAGGCAUGAUGGAGUUGGACUUCAUGAUUUCUUAACUUACAAAAAGAAAAAGGGAAAAGCCAAUGCCACUCUUUGUGGGGCUACAGUCUGUGCUUCUCAGGCAGUGCCACACCAUAAAGAAUAAGAGAGAAGUCAGAACUGAACCAGAGAAGGGGCACUGGGGCAGACUUCACGCCCCUUUUGUAAGUGGCGUGGGAGCCAAUCCAACCACCCGGAACGUUCCAGAACCAGAAGCCCAGCAGCUUCUCAGCAUAGAUGGCCCCUUCCCUAUAACCUUUCCAUUGACAAAGAGGGUUUCUAAUAUGUCAGCCCCCGAGGUAGUUGGCUUUUCUGACACUCGUUCUCACCAGACACCAGUAAGACUUGCUCAUCGUUCAAGUCUAUCUCCAACCCUCCACCCUCCCCCUGAAUGUGCUCCUUCCCUGAACAGACCCUGUCACAGCUCGGGCACUCGGGUUCUCAAACCAGUGAGGACGGUCCUCCUAAGUGAGGUGCUCAGAGUCUGGAGUAGGAGACUGACACUAGCAGGGGACACAAAGCACUUUGCUGGAAGCCUGAGAGAACAGGGACUGGGCUGCGGAUCCUCACAAAGGGGGUGAUGCCUGAGCCCACUGAAGAGAGAUCUUUUCAUUAAGCACAGAACCAACAACAACAAAAGGCUAAACAAAAACCAGCCAGUCCCUAAGGCCCCGGUGAUCUGAAACAGGAACUUUACCUACUCUUAAGUGAAUCAAGAAAUUGUGGCUUCAAAAAUACAUAUAGGUAAAAUUUCUUAAGAAUUAAGGACUUGGCUUUUCUCUAUCUUCACUUAAUAAACUAUCAUUUUACUAAAAAAAAGAAUUAAGGACUUGAAUGAAGUGUCUGAGGAUAUGCGUGUGGUUCUAAAGCUGAGAGUUAAAUGACUUUUUUAAAAGUAUUUUUAGAUAAAAAUAUAAAAUUAAUCAAAGUAAGGUUAACACUGAGAUAGCCCAAACAAGACCAGUUCUGGGAGCCCUAGUAACUGCUACUGUUUAUUGAUCAUUUACUCCGUGCCUGCGGCUCUGCUAAGCUCCUAACAUGCAUUAGCUGAUCUGAUCCUUCCAAAAGCCUUGAGAGUCACCCUUACACCUGCCUUUCAAGUUAAAUCAGAUAUGAGGAUUUGAAAUCAGGUAGGUCUGACCCCACAAUCCCAGCUCAUGAGGCUUCCACAGAACACCCUGGCAAGUGGGACUGGGGCAAAUGUUGGGAGAGAGGGCAGGCUUAUGGCAGGCCAUGGUCAGGAAAGAGACCAAGUUUUCUCCCUGUCUGUGGUUAGAGGAGUGAUGUUUUUCAGUAGUGGAAUAGAAUUGUUAGAUUUGCAGUUGAGUGAUUUGUUUCAAGCAGAGAGAUCCAUACAUAUGGCUAUAACUUGUAGGUCAAAACCCCCCUAACACAGAACAACAGAGCCCCCAGCCAGUCAGCCCCUUAGCUCCAGGGCUACCCGCUUCGAACCACUUCUGGAUUUAGCUAUGAAAAAGUUACAAGGGGUGCCUGGGUGGCUCAGUGGGUUAAAGGCUCUGCCUUCGGCUCAGGUCAUGAUCCCAGGGUCCUGGGAUU
Molecule: messenger RNA, 3693 nt
Organism: Mustela erminea (ermine)
Lineage: Eukaryota; Metazoa; Chordata; Mammalia; Carnivora; Mustelidae
Gene: IZUMO1R
Product: IZUMO1 receptor, JUNO
Exons: 5
Coding region: 343-1161 (272 amino acids)
Biological process (GO): cell adhesion; sperm-egg recognition; fusion of sperm to egg plasma membrane involved in single fertilization
Cellular component (GO): external side of plasma membrane
Molecular function (GO): signaling receptor activity
Source: RefSeq, a predicted model, not a curated record